ACAUUCAUUCCCAGCCUGCGAUGCCUAUCCAACCGGAAGCGCGGAUUGAUUUCUCCAUGGCAAGGGCGGCUAAAAAAAAUCAAAGGAGCGCUUAUUAAAUGAUAAUCCAGUCAACCCCCGGACGGGAUUGCACAAAAGGAACGACGCAUUUGAGUCUCAAAUUGACAGGCCAUCCGCUUAAAUAAAGGAUUAUUCUUUUGGAUAUGGGAUCUACCUUCAGGGUCCCCACCUGCUGGGCACCGUAAUGGUGCUCCCUGCCCCAGCUGAGCCCCUCGCUGCUCUCUGAAGGAGCAGGAUGACAAGAUGGCACAGCUGCUUGUACCGCCCGGACCUGACAGCUUCCGCCCCUUCGUCCCCGAGUCGCUGGCCGCCAUCGAGAGGCGCAUCGCCGAGGAGGAGGCUCGGAGACCACGGGCGGAGCGACGCAUUGACAGCGACGAUGAAAAUGGGCCCAAGCCCAACAGUGACCUGGAGGCGGGGAAAUCUCUCCCCUUCAUCUAUGGGGACAUCCCUCCCGGCCUGGUGUCCACCCCUCUGGAGGACUUGGAUCCCUUCUACAGCAAUGAGAAGACCUUCAUAGUAUUGAAUCGCGGGAAGGCAAUCUUCCGUUUCAACGCCACUCCUGCCUUGUACAUCUUAAACCCCUUCAACCCUCUGAGGAGGGUAGCUAUUAGAGUUUUAGUACACUCGAUGUUCAGCAUGUUGAUCAUGUUCACCAUCCUGACCAACUGUGCUUUCAUGACCCUCAGUAAUCCCCCAGAAUGGGCCAAGAAUGUAGAGUACACAUUCACAGGGAUUUACACCUUCGAGUCCCUCAUAAAGAUCCUGGCCAGGGGCUUCUGUGUCGGGAAGUUCACUUUCCUGAGGGACCCGUGGAACUGGCUGGAUUUCAGUGUUAUCCUCAUGGCAUAUGUCACAGAGUUUGUGGACCUGGGCAAUGUCUCAGCACUGCGAACCUUCAGGGUUCUGCGAGCCUUGAAAACUAUAUCAGUCAUCCCAGGCCUGAAGACCAUCGUUGGUGCACUGAUCCAGUCGGUAAAAAAGCUGUCGGACGUCAUGAUCCUCACCGUGUUCUGCCUCAGUGUCUUCGCCCUCAUCGGCCUGCAGCUCUUCAUGGGCAACCUGAGGCAGAAGUGCGUGCGUGUGCCAGUCGCCAUCAACGCCAGCAGCAAUACCAACAUCACCGCUGAUGACACAAUGCUUUUCAACAACAGCCUGCUGGAGUUUAACACCACGGUUGUGCAGAACACGACCGAGGACUCCUUCAACUGGACAGAGUACAUCAGUGAUGAGCGUAAUUACUAUUUCCUUCCUGGCCGUAGGGAUGCUCUGCUCUGUGGGAACGGCAGUGGCGCUGGGCUCUGUCCAGAGGGCUUCACGUGUAUCAAAGCUGGUCGCAAUCCAGACUACGACUACACCAGCUUUGACACCUUCAGCUGGGCAUUCCUCUCCCUGUUCCGACUCAUGACCCAGGACUACUGGGAAAACCUCUACCAGCAGACUUUGCGCGCGGCAGGAAAACCCUACAUGAUCUUCUUCGUGCUGGUGAUCUUCCUGGGCUCCUUUUACCUGGUCAACCUGAUCCUGGCCGUGGUGGCCAUGGCGUACGAUGAGCAGAACCAGGCGACCAUCGAGGAGGCCCAGCAGAAGGAGGAGGAGUUCCAGGCCAUGCUGGAGCAGCUGAAGAGGCAACAGGAGGAGGCACAGGUUGCCGCGGCAGCAGCCAUGGAGAGCGGCGAGUACAGCGGGAGAGGGGGCCCCACCUCUGAGUCCUCCUCGGGGACGUCUAAGCUCAGCUCGAAAAGUGCCAAGGAGCGACGCAACAGGCGGAAGAAGAGGAAGCAGAGGGAGGAGGAGGAGGAGAGGGGGGUGCGCGACAAGUUCCACAAGUCUGAGUCUGAGGACAGCAUCAAGAGGACCAGCUUCCGCUUCUCCAUUGAUGCCAACAGACUUUCUUAUGAGAAAAGAUGCUCCUCACCCAACCAGUCUCUCCUCAGUAUCCGUGGAUCCCUCUUCUCACCACGCAGGAACAGCCGCGCCAGCCUGUUCAGCUUCCGUGGCCGGGCACGCGACAUGGGCUCCGAGAACGACUUCGCCGAUGACGAGCACAGCACCUUCGAGGAGAGCGACAGCCGUCGGGGUUCCCUGUUCUUGCCACGCCGUCUGGAGCGCCGCUGCAGUGCUGUCAGCCAGACCAGCCUCGGGGCGCCCCGGAUCAUGCUGCCUGCCAAUGGGAAGAUGCACUGCACCGUGGACUGCAACGGUGUAGUGUCGCUGGUCGGUGGAACUUCUGUAACAACCUCCCCUGUAGGUCUUCUGCUGCCUGAGGGGACGACCACAGACACUGAGCUGAAGAAACGCCGGUCGGGUUUUCAUCAGCCGUCCAUGGAUUAUUUAGAUGAGCCUGGAGGCAGGCAGAGAGCCAUGAGUGUGGCCAGUAUCCUCACUAACACCAUGGAAGAGCUUGAAGAGUCGAGACAGAAAUGCCCCCCCUGCUGGUACAGAUUUGCCAACACCUGUCUGAUCUGGGAUUGUUGCCCCCAAUGGCUGAAAAUCAAGGAGGUCAUCAGCUUGGUGGUUAUGGACCCAUUCGUGGAUCUGGCCAUCACAAUCUGCAUCGUCCUCAACACUCUCUUCAUGGCCAUGGAGCAUUACCCCAUGACUAAAGAGUUUGAUAACGUCCUCUCAGUUGGAAACCUGGUGUUCACGGGCAUCUUCACAGCAGAGAUGUGCUUCAAGAUCAUCGCUCUGGAUCCCUACUACUACUUCCAGGAGGGUUGGAACAUCUUUGACGGCAUCAUCGUCAGUCUCAGUCUCAUGGAGCUUGGCUUGGCCAACGUAGAAGGCCUGUCUGUGCUCAGGUCUUUCAGAUUGCUGAGGGUCUUCAAACUGGCCAAGUCAUGGCCCACUUUGAACAUGCUGAUCAAGAUCAUCGGUAACUCAGUGGGAGCUCUGGGGAACCUGACUCUGGUGCUGGCCAUCAUCGUCUUCAUCUUUGCCGUCGUGGGCAUGCAGCUGUUCGGCAAGAGCUACAAGGAGUGUGUGUGUAAGAUCUCUGAAGACUGCGAGCUGCCCCGCUGGCACAUGCAUGACUUCUUCCACUCCUUCCUCAUUGUGUUCCGGGUGCUGUGCGGAGAGUGGAUUGAGACCAUGUGGGACUGCAUGGAGGUGGCUGGACAGACCAUGUGCCUGAUCGUCUUCAUGAUGGUUAUGGUCAUUGGAAACCUGGUGGUUCUAAACCUGUUCCUGGCUCUCCUCCUGAGCUCAUUCAGCGCCGACAACCUGGCAGCAACCGAUGACGACAGUGAGAUGAACAACCUGCAGAUUGCAGUGGGCCGGAUCCAGCGAGGCAUCGCGUUCGUCAAAUCCACAGUGCGGCAGUUCCUCCAGAGCCUCUGCUUUGGCGGGGGCGGGAAGGGCUCCGCUCUGGCUGAGGAGAGCAAACCCUUGGAUGAACUGCACAGCAAUGGCAAGGGCAACUGCAUCUCCAACCACACAGUGGAGAUCACCAAAGACCCCAGUGGGGUGUACAUGACGGAGGGCAAUGGACGGCCAGGUGGAGGGCUGGUAGUUGGGGUCGGGGUUGGUGGGGACACUACUGAGAAGUACCCAAUGGAGGAAUGCGACUACAUGUCAUUUAUUCACAACCCCAGCUUGACAGUCACGGUGCCCAUCGCUGUGGGUGAGUCGGACUUCGAGAACUUAAACACAGAAGAUUUCAGCAGCGACUCGUCAGAUGUAGAGGGAAGCAAAGAGAAGCUUGACGUAGAGCCCCAACCUCUGAGCUCAUCGGAGGGGAGCACAGUUGAUAUUCGCCCCCCAGGAGAUGGGGUGGAUUCAGUGGAGCUGGAGCCAGAGGAGUCACUGGACCCAGAGGCCUGCUUCACAGAAGGCUGUGUGAGCAGGUUCCAGUGCUGCCAGAUCAAUGAGGAUGGAGACCGUUUUAAGCACUGGUGGACACUCAGAAAAACCUGCUUUAUCAUAGUGGAGCACAACUGGUUUGAAUCCUUCAUCAUAUUCAUGAUCCUGCUCAGCAGCGGAGCACUGGCGUUUGAGGACAUUUACAUUGAGCAGAGGAGGACCAUUAAAACAGUGCUGGAGUACGCAGACAAGGUCUUCACUUACGUCUUCAUUCUGGAAAUGCUGUUGAAGUGGGUGGCAUACGGCUUUGUCAAGUACUUCACCAACGCCUGGUGCUGGCUCGACUUCCUCAUCGUAGACGUGUCCCUGGUCAGCCUCGUAGCCAACGCUCUGGGCUACUCUGAGCUCACCGCCAUCAAGUCUCUGAGGACACUGCGAGCCCUGCGGCCCCUGAGGGCCCUGUCUCGGUUUGAGGGCAUGAGGGUUGUGGUGAACGCGCUGCUGGGGGCCAUCCCCUCCAUCAUGAACGUGCUGUUGGUCUGCCUCAUCUUCUGGCUCAUCUUCAGCAUCAUGGGUGUCAACCUGUUUGCAGGGAAGUACUAUUACUGUGUCAAUACCACCACGGACGAGAUCUUCCCCAUCGACGUCGUCAACAACAAAAGCGAUUGCAUGAACUUGGUCAACGCCAGCGCCCGCUGGAAGAAUGUCAAAAUCAACUUUGACAAUGUCGGAGCCGGCUACCUGGCUCUGCUGCAAGUGGCAACCUUUAAGGGUUGGAUGGACAUCAUGUAUGCAGCCGUGGACUCUCGAAAUGUGGAAGACCAGCCUGAAUACGAAGUGAACUUGUACAUGUACCUCUACUUUGUCAUCUUUAUCAUCUUCGGCUCCUUCUUCACCCUCAACCUGUUCAUCGGUGUCAUCAUCGACAACUUCAACCAGCAGAAGAAGAAGUUUGGAGGUCAGGACAUCUUCAUGACAGAAGAACAGAAGAAAUACUACAACGCCAUGAAGAAGCUGGGCUCCAAGAAACCACAGAAACCUAUACCUCGCCCAACAAAUGCGUUUCAAGGCUGUGUGUUCGACUGCAUCACAAAGCAGGCCUUCGACAUCGUGAUCAUGAUCCUCAUCUGCCUUAACAUGGUGACUAUGAUGGUGGAGACGGACGACCAGACGCCUGACAUGGACAAAAUUCUUUACUGGAUCAACCUGGUCUUCAUCGUGCUCUUCACUGGGGAGUGUGUGCUCAAGAUGAUCUCUCUGCGUCACUAUUACUUCACCAUCGGGUGGAAUAUAUUUGACUUUGUGGUGGUGAUCCUGUCCAUUGUAGGUAUGUUUUUAUCCGAAGUUAUCGAGAAGUACUUUGUGUCCCCGACGCUGUUCCGAGUGAUCCGUCUGGCCAGGAUAGGCCGCAUCCUCCGCCUUAUCAAAGGUGCCAAAGGCAUCCGGACGCUUCUCUUUGCCUUGAUGAUGUCACUCCCUGCCUUGUUCAACAUCGGCCUCCUCCUCUUCCUGGUCAUGUUCAUCUACGCCAUCUUCGGCAUGUCCAACUUUGCCUACGUCAAGCGGGAGGCGGGAAUCGACGACAUGUUCAAUUUCGAGACCUUCGGGAACAGCAUGAUCUGUUUGUUUCAGAUCACCACCUCCGCCGGGUGGGACGGCCUUCUCGCACCCAUACUGAACAAGAGGGAGCCUGACUGUGACAGCCAGAUGGAGCACCCAGGCAACUCCUACAAAGGCAACUGCGGAAACCCAUCAGUGGGCAUCUUCUUCUUCGUCAGCUACAUCAUCAUCUGCUUCCUCAUUGUGGUCAACAUGUACAUUGCCGUCAUCCUGGAGAACUUCAGUGUCGCCACAGAGGAGAGCGCCGAGCCGCUAAGCGAAGAUGACUUUGAAAUGUUCUACGAAGUGUGGGAGCGCUUUGAUCCUGACGCCACUCAGUUCAUGGAGUACAGCAAGCUCUCUGACUUUGCAGAUGCUCUAGAUCCUCCGCUGCGCAUGCCCAAGCCUAAUAUGAUCCAGCUCAUCUCUAUGGAUCUGCCAAUGGUGAGCGGAGAGCGCAUCCACUGCCUCGACAUCCUGUUUGCCUUCACCAAGCGAGUGUUGGGCGAAGGCGGCGAGAUGGACGUGUUACGUGGGCAGAUGGAGGAGCGCUUCAUGGCCUCUAACCCCUCUAAGGUGUCUUAUGAGCCCAUCACCACCACCCUCCGCCGCAAACAGGAGGACAUGGCGGCCAUAAUCAUCCAGAGAGCCUUCCGGCGCUACAUGAUCCGCGUGGCCAUGAAGAAGGCCUCUGCCCUCUACAAGGAGCAACUGAAGGAGGGCAUCCGCGACCCCGACAAGGACGUGAUGGUCAUCAGCAAGUUUAAUGAGAACUCCACCUCGGAAAAAAUGGACAUGACCCCCUCCACAGCCUCACCGCCCUCCUACAACAGUGUGACGAAAUCAGACAAGGACAAAUACGAGAAAGAAAAAAGUGAAAAGGAAAACAAAGGGAAAGACAGAAAGAAAUAAACUUUUUAAAUAGGAACAAAAAAUAAUAAUGCAUCAGAGACAUGGGGGAAAUUUGUUUACAGCUUCUAAAGGGGGUAGGUAGAUGUACGCUUGUGUGCUGAUUGUUAAAAUACGAGGAACGCUAUGCCAGGUAGGCCUACAAUGGGAGUGUGGUGAUGUUUUAUGUGAAUAAAUGGGGUCUUCUCAGAGGGGAUGUGGAAACAAAUGAUCCAGCAGACACUGCCAGAAAUGGAACGGAACAUGGAAAAAGCCUCUCUGCAAAACGCUUGUGAUUUUCCUAUUGGUUGUUGUUACUAUCUGACACACUUGAGUGUACUGUUCAGUUGUCUGUAGCUAGUGCUGCUGCUACUACUAUAAAUCCAGUGUCUUGAAUUUAACAAUCGCUGUAACAAGUACUCUGCAUUUUUUUUUUUUUGCUCAUUUUUUUGGUUACAAGGUUUGUUUUUUUUUAUGAGAAAGAAUGUUUUCUACUUUUUUGUGUUCUUCUCAUGAGAAUGUGUCCACUGCUUUCACUGUUGUAAAAUCACCAAGGGCAGAUAAAGUCAAUGCUGGAAACCACGACAACCGUCUGAAACUACAGUGCAGGGGCCAGCGCCAGAAUGCUCUCGGUUCAUACAGUAUACGGAGCUGAAACAAACAGCAUACUGCUGAAGUGCAAUGAACAGAUACAUUGUGUUCACUGGUGUGCCAUCAGUGAUUGUUGAAAUCUGUAUUGUGCUUCUAUCUGGACUGCCAUCUCCCCGUUUCAGUAGAAAACACAAGUCUCUGAAUACAGAGAAGCUGAAUGUAUGCAAGGAAUGAGACACAUGUAAAGAAAUGGUUUGACGUUUUAGGACAUAAUCUAAGUCACUCUGUUUGCUGAGAGUUAGAUGAGAAGAUUAGUAUGUACCACGCUCAUGUCCGGCCUUUGCCUUUGUCAUAGCAGGAAAAGCACAGGUGUAAUCCAUGACAUCAAAAAUGGCUCCAUUCAGUUCAGGUGAGAUAGUUACGAGCCCUGGGAUUGUGCAUUGUGGCACUGGGACACUUUCAUAGAGCAGAGUCGUUGUCAAUGUUUCACCAUUAAAAUAAUGGACAUAGCCACCUUGACGUCACCCAUUGGUCUGAGAACAUUUUGAAGCCUUAAGUUUGGCAUUUUUGCCGUUGCCAUCUUGGUUUUUUGGAGCCAGGAGUGACCAGAGUGGACAGAACCCCAACACUACCUGCUAGCAUGGUUAGACAGCUGCAGCUAUGGGUAACUGUGAUAUCACUAAUGCUAAUGCUAAUUGUUGCUAACAGAAAACAGUCGUAAAACUAUCGAACAAAAUGUACUUUCUGGAAAAACUGAACACCCGACUCCUUAGAGGGUCUUUAAGUGCAACCUCACCACAAAAAUGUUAAUUAAUUUUCAUGAACUGAAAACACACUGAAACAGCAAUAGCAAUGACUACGCCUAUACUCUGUGAAUCUGAAGUUAUAUUAUGGUUACAUUACCUAACAGUUUUUUGCACCAGGCUGUAAACAUGUUUAUUUGGGUAUUUUAACAUGGGAGUCUAUGGGGAUUGACUCACUUUUGGAGCCAGCCUCAAGUGGCCAUUAGUGACACUGCAGUUUUUGGCACAUCCACAUUGCCUUCAUUUUUCAGCCCCAGAGGUUGCCACUUUUCUUAUGUCUUUGUGUCAGAUAGCCAUGGCUGAAGGCACUAUGUUUCGUCUGUCUGUCUGUCUAAUUCCUAUGAAUGCAAUAUCACAAGAACACCUUGACGGAAUUUUGAAAUUCAGCCUCAAAAAUGAGUUCAAGGUCACUGUGACCUCACAAAGCAUGUUUUGGCCAAAACUCAAGA
Epinephelus lanceolatus (giant grouper) is the source of this 8191-nucleotide messenger RNA. Its product is annotated as sodium channel protein type 2 subunit alpha. Gene Ontology annotation, cellular component: plasma membrane; voltage-gated sodium channel complex. Gene Ontology annotation, biological process: sodium ion transmembrane transport; neuronal action potential; membrane depolarization during action potential. The record is from RefSeq and is a predicted model, not a curated record. Gene Ontology annotation, molecular function: protein binding; voltage-gated sodium channel activity. Lineage: Eukaryota; Metazoa; Chordata; Actinopteri; Perciformes; Serranidae.